AUGUUGACUCUUCUGCUGCUUCUCCUGGGACUAGGCUCUGUGUCCGGUGCUCUCCUCUCUUAAAAGCCAAGCAAGGACAUCUGUCAACGCGGGACCUCCACAACAAUCCAGUGUCAGGUGGAUAGCCAGGUCACCUUCAUGUACUGGUACCGUCAGCUUCCAGGACAGAGUUUGGUGCUGAUGGCCACGGCGAAUCAGGGCUCUGAGGCCACUUACGAGAGUGGGUUUCCCAAGGCCAAGUUUCCCAUUAGCCACCCAAACCUGACAUUCUCAGUUCUGACCGUGAGCAAUGGGAUCCCUGAAGACAGUGGCUCUUACUUCUGCAGUGCUGGAGACACAGGUGGCUGUAUUCUAAUGUGCUAUGACUAUACCUUCGGCCCAGGGACCAAGCUGACGGUUGUAGAUGACCUGAGCCAGGUGAGCCCACCCAAGGUGGCUGUGUUCGAACCAUCGGAAGCAGAGAUCGCCCGGACCCAGAAGGCCACGCUCGUGUGCCUGGCCACGGACUUCUACCCCGACCACGUGGAGCUGAGCUGGUGGGUGAACGGGAAGCAGGUCCAGACCGGGGUCAGCACGGACCCUCAGCCCUACAGGGAGGACCCCAGCCGCAAUGACUCCCGCUACUGUCUGAGCAGCCGGCUGAGGGUCUCGGCCGCCUUCUGGUCCAACCCCCGCAACCACUUCCGCUGCCAAGUCCAGUUCCACGGGCUCACGGACGAGGACGACUGGUCCAAGCAGGACGGGCCCAAACCCAUCACCCAGAACCUCAGUGCCGAGGCCUGGGGCCGAGCAAAUUGUGGUGUCACCUCAGUGUCCUAUCAUCAAGGCGUCCUGUCUGCCACCAUCCUCUAUGAGAUCCUCCUGGGGAAGGCCACCCUGUAUGCUGUGCUGGUCAGCGCCCUGGUGCUGAUGGCCAUGGUCAAGAGAAAGGAUCUAGUUCUGGAGAGAAGUGGGAGGAGAGAAGCCAGAGAGGAGAAGGAGGGGAGCCCCAUUCUGUGUCAGGGGAGGAAGGGAGGGGGAGGAAUUCUUGGCAGCCCCUUCCCACUGUGCUCCUACAGUGAGCAGUACUUCGGGCCAGGGACCCGGCUCACUGUGCUAGAUGACCUGAGCCAGGUGAGCCCACCCAAGGUGGCUGUGUUCGAACCAUCGGAAGCAGAGAUCGCCCGGACCCAGAAGGCCACGCUCGUGUGCCUGGCCACAGACUUCUACCCCGACCACGUGGAGCUGAGCUGGUGGGUGAACGGGAAGCAGGUCCAGACCGGGGUCAGCACGGACCCUCAGCCCUACAGGGAGGACCCCAGCCGCAAUGACUCCCGCUACUGUCUGAGCAGCCGGCUGAGGGUCUCGGCCGCCUUCUGGUCCAACCCCCGCAACCACUUCCGCUGCCAAGUCCAGUUCCACGGGCUCACGGACGAGGACGACUGGCCCAAGCAGGACAGGCCCAAACCCAUCACCCAGAACCUCAGUGCCGAGGCCUGGGGCCGAGCAAACUGUGGUGUCACCUCGGUGUCCUAUCAUCAAGGCGUCCUGUCUGCCACCAUCCUCUAUGAGAUCCUCCUGGGGAAGGCCACCCUGUAUGCUGUGCUGGUCAGCGCCCUGGUGCUGAUGGCCACGGUCAAGAGAAAGGAUUCCUGAAGCCAGCUGAGAGGGGGAGCCAGGAGCUUCCAGCCUGCUAUUGCCCUGAUGUGAAUUCUGCUUUUUGCAUUCCUACCCAGUGCUUCAGAAGAGCUGCUCUCAUCUCUCUACUCAUCCCAGUAUCUACCUACCAUAUGCAUGCACCCCAAACACUCAUGUCCACGAUCCCGCUAACCCAGGGUGGGGGGGAUCCUAGAGGGCUUGAACUGACUCAGCCAAUAAAUAUGGCCUGAUCUGGCUUGAC
This is a messenger RNA of Hippopotamus amphibius kiboko, 1879 nucleotides long. Its product is annotated as M1-specific T cell receptor beta chain-like. The transcript is spliced from 12 exons. The record is from RefSeq and is a predicted model, not a curated record. Lineage: Eukaryota; Metazoa; Chordata; Mammalia; Artiodactyla; Hippopotamidae.